UUAAUGCAGUGUCUGAAGGUUUCCUCUGAUUGUCCAGCUGUGGUCUCGUCAUGUUCGGUGUGUGUGUGUGUGUGUGUCCUCUGCUGGUUCUGGCGGCCGUGACCUCUGGAUCAGUUGAAGAGGAGAACCCAGAGUUCUGGAGGAGUUCAGCUCAGAACACACUGCGUUCGGCUCUGGCCAGGGAAAUCAACACUAAUGUGGCCAAAAACACUGUGCUGUUUCUGGGAGACGGAAUGGGUGUGACCACCAUCACAGCGGCCCGUAUCUUAAAGGGCCAGUUACAGAAGCGCUCGGGAGAGGAGACCGUCAUGAACAUGGACACCUUCCCGUAUGUGGGUCUUGCUAAGGUUUACUCAGUGGAUUUCCAGAUUCCUGACAGUGCAGCGACAGCUACAGCGUAUCUGUGUGGAGUGAAGGCUAACCUGAACACACUCGGCGUGAGCGCAGCCGCUCGUAACGGUGUGUGUCGCUCGCAGAAGGGCAACGAGGUCACGUCUAUCCUCAGAUGGGCUAAAGACGCAGGGAAGUCUGUGGGUAUAGUGACGACCACCCGUGUUCAGCACGCCACUCCUGCUGCUUCAUACGCUCACAGCGCUAGCAGAACCUGGUACAGCGACUCCGACCUGCCGACUUCUGCCGUCACCGGAGGGUGUGUGGACAUCGCCUCACAGAUGCUCACAAACACUGAUAUAGAUGUGAUCAUCGGAGGAGGUCGGAAGUACAUGACGCCUAAAGGGUUUCCCGACCCGGAGUAUCCCGCAGACCUGAGCGCACAGGGACAGAGAAAAGACAACAGAAGCCUCAUCGAUGAGUGGCUGAGCAUGAAGGAGGGAAAGGUUGCGAGAUACGUGUGGAAUAAAAGAGACUUUGACGCCGUGGAUCCUGAAAAGACCGAUUAUCUGAUGGCCCUCUUUGAGCCUGGUGAUCUGAGGUUUGAUGUGGAGAGAGACCCCAGCAUGGAUCCCUCCAUCUCAGAGACCACAGAGAAAGCCAUUCAGAUCCUGAAGAAAAAUCCCAAAGGAUUCUUCCUGCUGGUAGAAGGUGGCCGUAUUGAUCAGGGACACCACGACAGUCGCGCCGCCAUGGCUCUGCAUGAGGCGGUGGCUCUCGAUGAGGCUGUAGCUCGCGGACUGGAGCUGACCAAUGAGGAGGAGACUUUAACAGUCGUCACGGCUGACCACUCCCACGCGUUCACCUUUAACGGCUACCCGUUCAGAGGGAACAGCAUUCUGGGUAAAUCUCCAAUCUUUGCCUCAGACUUUUUACCCUACACGACUCUAAUGUACGGAAACGGACCAGGACACAAAAUCGUUGACAACAAGCGUCCAGACCUCCGCGGCGUCGACACCGCCGAUAAGGAUUACGUUCAGCAGUCGGCCGUCCCGCUGGAGACUGAGACCCACGGCGGGGAAGAUGUGGCGCUGUUGGCCCGCGGCCCCAUGGCUCAUCUCUUCCAGGGCGUUUAUGAGCAGAACUACAUCGCUCACGCCAUGGCUUACGCGGCCUGCGUCGGGGCCAAUCAGCAACACUGCGCUGCGACCGCCGAGCCUGAUGGGAUUCCCUACACAUCCACCGACCCGGGAAGCUCCGCCCCCGACACGCCCCUCUGCGCCAUGACGACGGUGAUCCUGAGCGUGUUAAUGAGUGUGUUACUGCACUGAGAGAGACACAGCAGCAGAUAUUCACCUAACAAUCAUAAUUAGAGAAUGUGAAAUAAACCCGUAAGGCAAAACACUACAUGGAAAAACCUAUUUUUCUUAUGCACUGGUGAGUUUUGAGCUUUAUUUUGCUUCCAUACCUUGUGAGACUAGUGGAAAUAAAACAUUCAAAACACUCUUUAAA
Molecule: messenger RNA, 1842 nt
Organism: Rhinichthys klamathensis goyatoka
Lineage: Eukaryota; Metazoa; Chordata; Actinopteri; Cypriniformes; Leuciscidae
Gene: alp3
Product: alkaline phosphatase 3
Exons: 11
Coding region: 51-1661 (536 amino acids)
Biological process (GO): dephosphorylation
Cellular component (GO): plasma membrane
Molecular function (GO): alkaline phosphatase activity
Source: RefSeq, a predicted model, not a curated record